AUGCCACAGGCAGAUAAAAUUGUACAGGGAUCUAAUUCGAUAAAGCACCAAUCACCGACUACAGAUGCAAUGUUUGCAAUCAUCAAGGCGAUUGCGUCAUCGCUACAAUGGACUUUUAUAAGUUGGAUGGGCUUUCUCAAUUCGGAAUGUUAUCAUCCCGGUAGCGGAGCGUUCUGCCAAAGUCCUGAUAAUGAGUUAUCCUUCACUCUGAAGAUAACAAAGCAGCUAGCCAGUAUUAAACCGCUUGAUGAGGCCGAUUUAAUGUUCAAUAUCUGA
Messenger RNA from Plasmopara halstedii, 276 nucleotides. RefSeq lists its product as uncharacterized. Lineage: Eukaryota; Oomycota; Peronosporomycetes; Peronosporales; Peronosporaceae. The coding region runs from base 1 to 276 and encodes 91 amino acids. The transcript has 2 exons. The record is from RefSeq and is a predicted model, not a curated record.